This is a messenger RNA of Xyrichtys novacula (pearly razorfish), 492 nucleotides long. The record is from the annotation of a GenBank genome assembly. NCBI's taxonomy places the organism in Eukaryota, Metazoa, Chordata, Actinopteri, Labriformes, Labridae.
AUGACAAUGAGGGCAGGGGUGAAUAUGAGACGUUACAGCGUGCCGAUUGAACUUACAGGAACUGUCAGGGGGACAAUGACAUCUGGAAGCUUUGACUCCAGCAGAAGCCAUUUUGGCCUGAUUGAGUCAGGACAAUGGACUACUGUGGGUGGUGACUGGGAGGUGAAUAAAACAGCAGGUGUGUUUGCAGUAUUCUCAUGUGGAUACGGUUUCAUAAUGAGGGGAAGGAAAAAACAGCGAGCAAGCAACUGUGGUGGGGAGCGAUGUGACUCAAAGCAAGCUUACGAUGAACCGCCACGAAAUCAAAACGGACCCUCGCACCUUUUGAACAUCUCCAGAUCCUUCCCCCCUCCGCCGUCGCAGCAGAAAUGGACACCGAGCCAUUUGAGAGACAUUCUGAGCGACUUUCCUAUCCCAGUUUUACAAUAUGAAUUACACACUGCUGGAAUAAGCUCCAUCAACCACACCCAAAUUGCCAUCCACUACAAAUAA